UUAAAAAAGCAUCUUAUUUUGCCAGCCACGUUCAAAUCUGCCAGGCCCAAAAGAAAGCUCCUUUUGCAUAUACUAAAAUCCAAGCUCUGCGAUUGCCCAACAAAACAUAUUGUCUGGGAUGAACUUGAAAGUGAAAACUUGGGCCAGCCACCCAACAUCGCAGAAUCUUCUGAUGAUUAAGAAAAAAACAAAACUUUAAAAACUUUGGCUCGAAUCAAACUCACUCCUCAAAGCAAGCAAUUUUGCAGCAGCUAGACUUGAUAGAUCAUAGAUGCUUGUGUGAUUUAAAACAAAUGGAAUCUGCAAUCAAAUAUGAACCAUCUGGAGAACGCUUUGAGCCUAGAUUCCUAUGACUUUUUCCAAAGAUUUUACUGUGUCAUUUUAGAGAGAAGGAUUUCAACAGGAGCAACCUUACAAAGUUAUAGAAGUUAUGAAGAACAAAAACCCAACCCAAAUUCAUUGUCCAUUGGAUCAAAUCAAGACUUUCACCACAUCACAGAUUACAGCCGGAGCUUCGAUCACAUAAGACCACGGAGCGAGAGAGAAAACAAAGAAAGAUGGCAGCUCCUAUUUUGACGUUGAUUGCAGCAUCUCUUCUGGUGGGAUGCACCACUUUAGCCAUGGCUUGGGAGGAAACUUAUGGGGUCAUAAAUGUUGCCGGGAAAGUAAUGUGCCAGGACUGCACCAAGGGUUAUAAUGACUGGAUUAAUGGCGACAGGCCCAUUAAAGGGAGUAAAGUAUGCCUUACAUGCACUGAUGAUAGAGGCAGAGUAAUACAUUACGAUAGUGAUGUGACAGAUGAAAGAGGAGAAUUUGACAUGAUAGUGAGCAAAUACAUUAAUGGGAAGCAACUGAAGGAGAAGAAAUGCUCAGUGAGGCUUGUAUCAUCACCAGACCCUAGUUGUAACAUCCUCACCGACUUUGCUGGUGGGAAAUCAGGAGUGAAGCUCAAGCGACCCACUUCCGUGUACCGUGACACCGUUAAAUACAUGCUCACUCCAUUUUACUUCACGUCUCCAAUGUGUGAGGAGCCUGAUACUACUGAUCAGUACGAUGACACCCAAGGAAACAAUUACUGAUUAAUUAUGAUUUUAAUUUCUUUGAAUUCAUUGUCUAUCUUCUCUGUAUACGUAUGUAAUUGGUGCUUUGUUUUCAUUUUGAUUUUUGUAAGAUAGAGAUAUCUCCCUUGCGUAAGAUUUGCAAGGUACUGUUACUAUAAACCUCCACAACGAUUGAGAAUUAUUAAUCAAGUCAAUGCCCUUUUUUUUCAAA
Populus trichocarpa (black cottonwood) is the source of this 1272-nucleotide messenger RNA. RefSeq names its product pistil-specific extensin-like protein. Lineage: Eukaryota; Viridiplantae; Streptophyta; Magnoliopsida; Malpighiales; Salicaceae. The record is from RefSeq and is a predicted model, not a curated record. The transcript is spliced from 3 exons. Bases 558 to 1079 code for a protein of 173 amino acids.